CCCGUGUCUCCUGCGAGCCGCACUAAACGACAGCCAGACAGAGAAAGAAAAGACGCAGGACCUGCAGAGCCAAAAAACUCUGCCUCUUCUGGAUCUCGUUCAACUCGACAACCAAAAGCCUUUCCAAAACUCUAACUAAAAGAGGAAGGAAGAUAAAAAAAAAAAUCCCGAAGCGCUCACUGCCUUCACUUUGACUUUGCCGCCUUUCUGCCAAGAUUUAUCUUCCGGUGUUGUUUUUUUUAAAAAAAAAAACUUCUAGGAGGAAAAAAAAAACUGAGAAAGCACAAAUUUGAACUUCAGAAAUGUGAAGGUACCGGCAUCUCUUUCACCCAGAUUCCAGGAUCCCCGUUUAAAUUCAUGCAAUACAGUGCAAUGUCUGGGAGCGUUUUGUAACGGGAUAUCUCGAGGCUUUUAGCUGCAUACACCGAAGAGCUGCAAGUUCAAGUUCGAAUAAGGCCCCGGAGCUCUACGCCGUGAGGGAAUUUUCCAUUUCGUUUCUAUACGGAUCGGGGCGCUGGUCCAAAGUCCUCUGCUCAUAAAAUCAUAACUCCGAGAGAAAGGGGAAAGAAAUUUUUUUUAUGCUGUGGUUUCUGAAAAACCAGCGAAAGUGGGCUGGUAAAAAUGGAAUGCGUUUGCUGGAAGAGGAGGAGAAUGACUGUGUAAUUAAGUGAAAAAAAAAUCUUUGAGACUGAUUUGUUAGGAUCGUGCAGACCGGAGGGUGUUGCCGGUCGAUAUUAUAUCAAGUUUGAAAAGUAAACACGGGAUCAGAAAUUUGGCGCCUUCUUCUUUUAUAAUGCACUUGUGAACGAUUUUUCUUCUCGUCAAGAAAAGGACGUUCUCCUACAUUCCGGUGGAGUUUUUGUGCCGUGCCUCACUGCGGGAUUUCUCGAGUCAUUGUGGAUGCAAUCGGAGUGAACUUUCCUGACAGGAAAAAUAAGAGUGAAAUCUGAAACGAUAUAGUCAAACGAAGCUUGAAUCAAAGUUUCACACUCUCGGAUUAGACUAACCAGCGGCUUGGGCUUCCUUUUUUUUUUUACGAGACUUCUUCAUAUGUCUGCACUAUUGGGAUGGGAAGCAUGAAUCGAUAAGACCGUUCCACCUGAUAUUCAGAAGGACUUUGGUGGUUAAGUGAAGCUUGUUAUUGAACAGGGUCAUGAUGUAUUCUCCAAUUUGUCUAACACAGGACGAGUUCCACCCGUUCAUCGAGGCGCUCCUCCCGCACGUCCGCGCCAUCGCCUACACCUGGUUCAACCUGCAGGCGCGGAAGCGCAAGUACUUCAAGAAGCACGAGAAGCGGAUGUCCAAGGACGAGGAGCGGGCGGUCAAGGACGAGCUGCUGAGCGAGAAGCCCGAGAUCAAGCAGAAGUGGGCGUCCCGGCUGCUGGCCAAGCUCCGCAAAGACAUCCGGCAGGAGUACCGCGAGGACUUCGUGCUCAGCGUCACGGGCAAGAAGCACGCGUGCUGCGUGCUCUCCAACCCCGACCAGAAGGGCAAGAUGCGCCGCAUCGACUGCCUGAGGCAGGCCGACAAGGUGUGGCGCCUGGACCUGGUGAUGGUCAUCCUGUUCAAAGGCAUCCCUUUGGAAAGUACGGACGGCGAGCGGCUCGUCAAGUCCCCGCACUGCACCAACCCGACACUUUGCGUCCAGCCGCACCACAUAACGGUGUCGGUCAAGGAGUUGGACUUGUUUCUAGCGUACUAUGUCCAGGACCAAGACUCCCAGCAGUCAGGAAGUCCCAGCAACAAUGAGCCAGGCAAAAAUCCUCCAGGUUACCUGGAGGACAGCUUCAUCAAAUCCGGAGUCUUCAGCGUGUCUGAGCUGGUGCGAGUAUCCAGAACACCCAUCACCCAGGGAGCUGGGGUGAACUUCUCCAUGGACAUGCCCAGUCAGCCAUACUACCACGACCUGAACUCUAGCGUGGGGCUCCACCGGUCACUGUCAUCCCCGCCCGGCAGCAAACGGCCCAAGACCAUCGCCAUCGAGGACAGCAUGGAGACCAGUCCAUCUGGGGACUUCUACUCGUCCCCCAGCUCCCCGGCCAGCAGGACCUGGCACGAGCGAGACCAAGCAGACAUGUCGUCUCCCACCAUGAAGAAGCCAGAGAAGCCAUUGUUCAGCCCCACCUCUCCGCAGGACUCGUCCCCGAGGCUCAGCACUUUCCCCCAGCACCACCACCCAGCCCUCGCAGGAGCCGGACACAGUGUUAUUUCGACAAGGAGCCCGCCCCCUCCUUCACCGCUGCAGUUCUCCGCCCCAGCCAUCCUGCCCCCCGCCCCGUCAACCUACUUCUCCCAUCCCACCAUCCGCUACCCGCCCCACCUCAACCCCCCCGACGCCCUGAAGAACUACGUACCGCCGUACGACCCGUCCAGCACACAGGCCAGCCAGCCCAACAGCAGCAGCCAGGUGGUGGGGAAGGUGCCGGGCCACUUCACCCCGGUGCUGGCCCCCUCCCCGCACCACGGCGUGCGGCCCGUCUCCCUCUCCAUGCCAGACACCAAGCCCAUCACCACAUCCACAGAAGGUGAGCCAGCUUCGCCCAGCAGCACCUCGUACUCGGCGCCAGGCACCCCCACGUCGAACCGCUUCGUGGGACUGAGCUCCAGGGAUCCGGCCUUCCUCCACCAGCAGCAGCUGAGAAUAUGUGACUGGACCAUGAAUCAGAACGGCAGACACAUAUACCACAGUGGCAGUGAGGAUACUUUGGGGAUUGCUUGGCAAAGUCCUGGUACCUGGGCGAGCUUAGUUCCAUUCCAAGUGUCGAACGGGACUCCGAUUCUACCGGCAAAUGUCCAGAACUACAGCAUAAACAUCAUUGGUGAACCCUUCCUUCAAGCGGAGACGAGUAACUGAGGGCGGACCCGGAGGACAGACCAGCAUGCAGCACUCAUACAAUCUCCACUGUCCCUUUGCAAGGGCACUGGCCAGGAACACUAGAGGGUUGGUGGAAGCACUCUGACAGCAAGUCACCGCUUAUGCCAGGCAGUCUUUGUGUGAAGAAGUCCCCCCUGUUCAAUACUGUGAUGUACCGACACGACUUUAGAGGCCUUAUUGUCUGUAUGAAACACUAGUUUCUGUUAGUAUUUUUUCUCGCUGUUGUGGGAGCCGUAGUUGGGGUUUCCAGGCAGGUUAAAUCGUUUGACCAUGCAAAGACUGUCUGGCAAAAGACAGACUGCAGGCGUCUUUUCAAGUAAAACUAGCCUCGGAUUAAAGAGGCUGACGAGUCGAAAACUUUCACCGCAUUUCCAUAGGAGCAGAGUGUGAAAUCCGAUUUCUUUCUCUCAAUUUUCCACGGUUCAGUUGUGUUUAUUAAUCUCGAAACUGUAAUCCUGUUGAUGCAGCGCUGAUAUUUAGUUUAAGGUAAAGUUUAGCAUGUACACAAAAGAGUUAUGAGCUCUUUAAAAAAACAUUUUUAAAAGAUCCAAUCAAAAAACCUGUAUUGCUAGGUUAGAAAAAUGACCCCGUUUGGAGUGGGAAAAAAAAUCUGAUUUUUCCUUUAAAAAAAAAAAAAAAAGGAAGGAACAAAAAAAGUGAAAAAAUCUCUGGAGGCAAGUGCAAUUAAAAUGUUAUAACUGAAGGGAAGCUAUCCAAGUCUGUCAGCCCUAAGACUCUAAAUGGAGGGAGAUUAAAUGUUUUUCAAGAAAACGAAAAAAAGAACAUUAACAAUUUUAAGUUGCAUCCUCAAUUCUAAAGGGGGAAAAAAUUUGGUGAAAACAUGCAGACAAGUCUAUGUCUGACAGGGAGUGUGUAAACGGAUAGAACUGAACAUAAACAAAACAGCACUUAUAUUCUAUUGAGCCCUACCUUCCCCGAGGGUAGCUUUUAUUUAUUACAAUAGAAAAAAAAUAAAGGUGAGACACUAAUUGUGUAUAAAUGGGUUGUGAUUUCCGUAAUCGCAAAAAAAAAAGCAAACAAAAAAAAAACACAAGGAGCAUAUAUAUUUGGCCGUCAGCUUAUAAAGCUACUGUUUACAAAUCGUUUUUUUGAAAAUAGGAAUGCAGGAUGUUCAAGUUUAAAAAAAAAAAAAUACGGAAACUUCUAAGUGAAGUCUGCACUCGUUUGAGCACUAAUCUACAGAGUGUGGAGCAGUUGCAUGGUGCUUUGUAAACGCACAUACCCAACGAACGUGCAACGUUCCGGCACUGUUGCCGUAACAUCGACACCGCGAGGGUGUGACAGUGUUGUGAGAACAGCGCCCGUUUCGCCGGGUGAGUCAAACGGAUCCCGACAAUGGCAGAAAUGUACAAUACAGUUCGCAUGGAAGAGCCUUUGCCUUCACACCUCCAAUCAAGAUAUAUUUAAUUACACUAUUCCAACAAUCUUAAUUUGCACGAAGAUAUAUAGCCCACAUUACGUGCCUUGCCUUUGAAUAUAAAAGAAAA
Molecule: messenger RNA, 4383 nt
Organism: Megalops cyprinoides (Indo-Pacific tarpon)
Lineage: Eukaryota; Metazoa; Chordata; Actinopteri; Elopiformes; Megalopidae
Product: nuclear factor 1 B-type
Exons: 13
Coding region: 1154-2854 (566 amino acids)
Biological process (GO): regulation of transcription by RNA polymerase II
Cellular component (GO): nucleus
Molecular function (GO): DNA-binding transcription factor activity, RNA polymerase II-specific; RNA polymerase II cis-regulatory region sequence-specific DNA binding
Source: RefSeq, a predicted model, not a curated record